Molecule: messenger RNA, 1161 nt
Organism: Durio zibethinus
Lineage: Eukaryota; Viridiplantae; Streptophyta; Magnoliopsida; Malvales; Malvaceae
Molecular function (GO): protein binding
Source: RefSeq, a predicted model, not a curated record
UUCGCUACGCAUCGCUCUCCAAAUUCGAAAGCCCAACCAGUGAAAAAAAAAAAAAAAAAAAGACCAAAAUCUUCAAAUUGCUGACAAGUAGAAAUUAAUUACUUACACAAAAUUAGGGCUAGGGUUUUUUAUUUUAUUUUUUUUCCUCACGCUUGCUAGAAUUUUAAUCGUAAAAUCCUCUAGAGAACCAAUCUGUCUUCAUCGUCGACGCUUUUUCUCGCGAUUUAUAAAGAUUAGGGUUAGGGUUUUUUUGUCAGCGGAUAGAGAUGUAUGCUGAUCGAGUGGAGGGUGCUGGUAAAAGGUCGGUAAAGGAGAGACUUAAUGGCAACUUUGCUAACAACUCUAUUCGCUGGCGUCAAAUUACUGGCAAGAGGCAGAGGCAAGAUGACAAGUGGGAACAUGAUCUUUACCAAGAUGAUGUACCUCAAGUUUCAAAUCGCAAAGUCGAUGCCCGAGAUCUUCGUUUGAAGCUCCAAAGGAAAAGUCUCCAACAGGUGUCUCUAAGUGGAAGGGGGACUCUCUCAGGUGUGCGUGACCUUCGUGAAAAAUUAUCUGGGACAAUGAAUACACAACCGAUGAAUGCUGAUCCACCAAAACCAAAACUGGAAGUAGCCAAACCAGCCUGGAAAAGUGUAGCAGUUGAAACUCCUGAGCCUGAGCCCAAAAGGGCUGCAACUAUGGCAGCAAGGAAGAAGGCUCAGCAAAAGGCUAAUACAUCAGUGGAAGGCUUCCUCCAGUCGUUGGGUCUUGAAAAAUACGCAAUUACUUUUCAAGUAGAGGAAGUUGAUAUGACAGCUCUUUUACACAUGACUGAUGAGGAUCUGAAAGCAUUAGGCAUACCAAUGGGCCCAAGAAAGAAGAUAAUUCUUGCAUUGGAUUCUAGUGGCGGACAUUCAGAGAUUUAGCAAGUGGUUGUUGCAGGGCUGUGAUUUGGCUGAUAAGACCCCGCAUGUAGCAAUUCUUCUUGGUACUUUUUUUUCCCUUUCUUGUUCAGCUUUAUGGACAAAAAAAUAUGGCUGCAUUUGCUUGUUAUUGAAAUCAAAGGAUGGAGUGUUAGAUUAAGAGCUUUUUUUCUCCCUCAUAUGCUUCAGUUAGAAACUUUAAACUAAUGUAUGUGCUGCACUCUCUUAAUUAAGUAAAAUAUCUUUUGAUGCAUUUGUA